Molecule: messenger RNA, 2004 nt
Organism: Tetrahymena thermophila SB210
Lineage: Eukaryota; Ciliophora; Oligohymenophorea; Hymenostomatida; Tetrahymenidae
Exons: 4
Molecular function (GO): protein binding
Source: RefSeq, a predicted model, not a curated record
AUUUUUUAUUGCAGAUCAGAAGUAAUAAAAUUUUUACACAGAAAAUAAAAUUAGAAGAAAUCUUCUGAAUUAUUAAAUAAAGUAGCAAUAUUUUAAAGAGUUUUUGUAAAGUAAUCAAUCAAUUCAAGUUAGACAUAGCAAGCAAUGGAUACUUAAAUAGAAGGAGAGACAAAUUAUAACAUAUGUUAAAUUUGCCAGAAUGACAACCAUUACGUAAGAAUGAAGCUCUUCCCUUGCAAAAACGAAGAAUGUGAUAAAUAUUAUGAAAAAGUAGAUGAUGUUUGCAAUAAAUGCAUUCGUAAGAUAUAAAGAUCUGAAAUGCUGUGCCCAUUUUGCAAUUAAAACUAGCUGCAAAUUAACUAGUUUGGAUAAUAUAGAAAUCCUAGUGUCAAAAAAUUUACUAUUGGAUUGCUUUCUACCAAAUACCUUAAUACCUCUACUAAAGCAUUUAAAGAAAACCCAAACUAUAAUCCAAAUGUUUAUAAUGCAAGUAUUCCUAAAUAUAUUGAAGAACCUAUUGGAAGUUUCAUAACUCUACCUGUCAUUCCUUUUAGUUUAGCUUAUCUUACAGGAGAUACUAAUUAAGCUAAAAAAGAUUAAGGAUAAGGAAGAAUUUGCUUGAGCUUCGAUAAGUUUGUACAAGCUUUAGAAGUCAUGACUGUUGACGAAAAGAAUCAAUAAAUUUUCACAGAAUAAGAUAAAUAGGAAUUAGCAACCACAAAAUAUUGCUUAGAUAUUCUUUUUAACACAUGCCGUCAUGAUAUGGUUCGUUGUGGAACAAACUAAAUUUUCAUUUCAGGAGGAUAUUGGAAAGAUUUAGAUUUCUUGUAUGGCAUUUAGUAAGAAAAAGGACUUCCAAUUUAGUUCUAAGCUAGAUAGCAAAGAGCUUGGAGAUAGUAUUAAGAAGGUAUUCUUGACUAAAAUUAGUUGAUUGCUGAAAUAGAAUCUAUCCACUAAAAAUAUAAAGAAAUCUAGUCAUAAAAAAAUCCAAAUACCUAAGAAACUUAAAUACCUUUUUAUUAUCCUUAUUUUUCAAAUACUUAUUUAGUUGAAUUACUACAAAAGGAUAACUCAGAUUUCUCAAUUUAACCUACUUAGUAGUUGAACAGUCCUAGAGCAUUCCAUCAAACUGUUGUUACUAAUGAUAAAAUAUUUGUAUUUGGUGGUAUUUGCAAUGGAAUAGUCUUGGACUCAAUUGAAGUUGCUGAAGUAGUACGUGAUAUUGCUUCAAAAAUUACUGAAAUAAAAGAAUUUUAAGUAGUUGGCAGUAUGACUAGUCCCAGAGCUAAAUUUAGUGCUGUCUUCAAGCCUGCCGUUAAAUGCACUUAAAAAAAUUGUGGGUAUUUUGCAUAGAAAGAAUAAAAUAGUUUUUCUUGUUCUGAUAGCAAGUGUCCUAAUCAUGCUUACAUUUAUAUUGCAGGAGGAAUUAAGGAAUUUGGCGUUCAACAAGAUUAGCUUACUCUUGAAAGAUAUAACUUCUAAACUUAGUAGUGUGAAGAAAUUUACUUGGGUGUUGAUAAAGAUUCUAUCUUAAAUUAAUAUAUUGGUAUGAGUAUUGGAUACUGGAAUAAUGAUAUUUUUGUUUUUGGAGGUGUCCCUAAAAACUCGGAAGCCUUCAGCAAACAUUAAAAUGCAGCUUUUGCAGUUUUAAAGCCAGGUAGAGUAAAAGGUAACGAAAAGAUCUUCAGUGAACAAAUAAUCUCAAACUAGAUUUAGCCAAGUUACCUUCCUUAAUUUACAGUUUCCAUUCCAUAUUAAUCAAAAACAGAAGAAGAAAAAUCUUAGUCAGAUUAAUAUAGAGCAUUUGUUAUUUACAGUUAAAAUCAAGAAAAAUUCUGUUUCUAAAAUUUCAGAAUUUACAGAAAUAGUAACGAUGAAAUCAAAUUAUCAAACUAAAUUUAAUCUUUAAAGUAAGAAUUCUAAUUUAUAAAUAAAAAAUGGAACGAAUAAGGUUUCUAGGAUGAAUAAAGCUUUAUCCUUCUUAACUCAUUUGUUGAUUAAUGA